This is a messenger RNA of Beauveria bassiana ARSEF 2860, 1038 nucleotides long. RefSeq names its product Bax-like protein. NCBI's taxonomy places the organism in Eukaryota, Fungi, Ascomycota, Sordariomycetes, Hypocreales, Cordycipitaceae. The transcript is spliced from 2 exons. The coding region runs from base 1 to 1038 and encodes 345 amino acids. The record is from RefSeq and is a predicted model, not a curated record.
AUGGCGGACAAGUACAUCCUGCGCAUCACCGCUGGUAGCGACUACGACGCCUCGCAGCAUGUCCCCGUCCCCGUGAACGAGCCCGCGACAGUGCAUAUUCGCGGCGCCCACGCCUCUGUCGAGCUCAACGUGCGCAUCCGCGACUACGCCGGCCUGCCCCUGAACUCGCCUUCAACGUCGGCCUAUUUCGACACGGAGCCGCACGCAACCAACAAGGACCAGUACAGCAUCGCCUUUCGCUUCACCCCGCUCGCGCCCACCACCACCACCACCACCACCACAUCUUCACCAGAGAAGAAGAAGAAGGACAACAACAACAAGGGCAUCAGUGGUAGCGAUCUCUACUUUGGCAACGACUUUGACCGGCCGAUCCGCGACAGGCUGCCGCCCGGUUUCAACACGGCGCUGCGCAUCGUCAAGUGGUGGAUCGACCCGGGCCUCGACGGCGAUGCGUACGCCGACAAGCCGCAUCUGUACGGGCCGGCGCUCAGCUCUUUCAAUGUGUUGGAGCUCGGCGCGGGCCAGCACGACGAGGCUAGGGGCGGACUGUGGUUUGAGGAGCGCGGCGAGGAGGCGACGACGCGCAAGGAGUUGGGCUUGCCGGACAAGGGCAAGGCGCGCAUGAAGUGGGCGCUGACAGACGCCAACAAGGGCAAAUUUGUGUUUGAGUAUGGAAAGACGUACGGGUUCGAUUUUUUUAAUCCGUAUUUGGACUUUGCCAACCUGGCGCUGCGGCUGCCGGGAUUUCAGCUGAGCAUUGCCAACUACUGGGACGGUCAAGCAUUACGAUACGUGCUGCGGAACAAAACGACCGGCGACGUCUACCUCGUAAUCGUCUUUAGCCUAUUUCUACGAGAGGAUAUCAACGAGGACGGCACGCUCAAGGAAGGCGCGCAGCAACACACCGCGGGCGGUGACGCGACGGACAAGACGCGGGACGACAACGAGCAUGAUCACGAUCAGGAGGUGGCCUUGAAGCAGGCGCGCGAGACAUUGGGCGUGCCGCACCACGAGACUAGUGCAGAUGAUGUCGACUGA